This is a messenger RNA of Carassius gibelio (silver crucian carp), 2124 nucleotides long. RefSeq names its product MICOS complex subunit MIC27. NCBI's taxonomy places the organism in Eukaryota, Metazoa, Chordata, Actinopteri, Cypriniformes, Cyprinidae. Bases 26 to 1324 code for a protein of 432 amino acids. Gene Ontology annotation, cellular component: MICOS complex. The record is from RefSeq and is a predicted model, not a curated record. Gene Ontology annotation, biological process: cristae formation. The transcript has 9 exons.
AUUCUCUCGCGUUCUGAGGGCUUUCAUGACUCCUCCUGCUUACCGUAGUAAGACCGAAAGGGGCGGGACCGGCAUGGCGGCCAAGAUUCUGAAGUAUGCAGCUCUUCCUGCUGCUGUUGCAGUGGGUUUGAGCUCAUUCAGGAUUUAUUCCAUAAAUGAGAAAAUAAACGAGGAGCUAUUAUCUCCAAGAGAGUUGUCCAUCUACUCUCCAGAUGGUCCUGAGGUGCGCUUUGUGGAGGAACAGCCUGGUGUAGUGCAGACGGGGCUGGGGGCCGUGAGGGUGGGCCUGCAGCCGUACUUCAGAGCAGUGCAGAACACCUUCACUUCAGUCAAAGUCGGAGUGAUAUCAGUUUACCAUGCAGGGCAAGACUCCUAUCACUUCCUUCGAGAUCCACCUCCUGGCUUCCUGCCUAGAGUGGGUGUCAUCGGUGUGUCCGGAUUGGGUGGCCUGAUACUGGCACGCAAGGGCUCUCGUUUAAAGAAGAUAUUCGUUCCUCUUAGUCUGGCUACCGCUGGUGCUGCAGUCUGUUACCCCACACAGACCGUCGGAGUCCUGAAGAUUACUGGUAAAAAGGUGUAUACUGUCAGUUCGUCUGUUGCUUCAGUGUUUAAAUCCAAACCAAAGGAAGAUGUCACCAUGCCUGUUUUUAGUAUGGAGUCUGCUGCCGCUGUAACAAGCUCAGAUACAGAAGCACUUUCGUCCGAUUGUGAGCCGGCCUCUGCUGUUCCACAUCAGGAUGUCACACCAGUAACACAAGUUGUCCCAUCAGUGGAUUUAGCCCCAGUAACAGAUGUGUUAGAACCUCCUUCUGUUGUUGAUGUAGCGUCUGGAAACGCUGCCCCACUCUCUGAAUCUGAAUCUCCUCCUGCACCUGCUGUAGAAACUGCCCCUGAGCCUGUCCUAGAUGCACAAUCCAUCCCUGUUCCCGAGCCAGCAUCUUCUGCUGAAAUGGAUAUUACUCCUGUUGUGGAGUCUGAUCCUGAAAUUGUCCUAGAAGCUGCACCUACUGCCUCAGAACUUGAUGCACCUGCAGUUGUUAUAGAAGAGGCCACACCCUCAACUACACCUACUGUAGAGGAAACCACACCCCCUGAAGCUGCCAACUUAACCACAGCAGACGAAGAAGCAGUUUCUGUUGCCCUGCCCCCUGCUGAAGAAGCCAUUCCUUUGACACCUCCCCCAGCUGAGGAAGCCCCGCCUUCAUCUGAUCCUUCUGUAGAUGAGCCAGCCACAGUGAAGUCAGGUUUUGUUCCUGACCCUUCUCUGCUUGACCACGGCCAGUCUAAUCCAGAGGAUGCAGACAUGUACAGCACACGGAGCUGAACGAGUGACAGAGAAACUGCACAGAGAGAGAAAGAUGGAGCAUAUGAUGAGAUGUUUUAAUGUGCCAGGAUUCCAGCAGUGUUUGAUCACUUUGUGAUUAGGAUAUUUAGGUUUUACCGGUGAUGUGGAGGAAGGUAAUGCUACGGUUCUUUCUUUCUGUGCGGCCUCACACUUGUGAGAAUUUUCUUACCUCAGCAGGGAUAUCAAAUACACACACAAAGCCACAUUCUGUGUUCACACAUUAUCUAUAUUUUGUUGACACUAUGUAGGAAAAUCCAGGCUAACAGUAUUUGAAUAAAAAGCCUGUGGUCCUUUAGAUUAAUCUCCAGAUUUAUUUCUGACCUCAAUUCCUGUAGCAACAUGAAUUCUGUGCUCAUCUGAUACUGUGACAAAAUUACAUCUAAAACUGGACCACACGCACACACAAAACAACCUUUUUAUAUGAUCAAAAACAUUUGAUGCAUACAUUUUAUGUGGGUCAGGAGUAAAUAUAACAAGCCUGAUCUAAAUCUAUGAAAUUGGAAAUCUGCCUUAAUUUCUGAUAACAGCUGUUAAAUCUUGACCCAUUUGAAAAUAUUAGUUAACGGCACGCAUGUGUCUUUAGUUUCAAAACAUUUCAAACACAACUCUGGGAACUGCUUUUCAAUUGUGGGAUUGUCCAACACAAUUUUUUGGACAGUAUUUCUUAAAGGGCACUAACAUGUUUUUGUUAAAAGAUUUAAUUUAUGCUUUCUUUACAUAAAUCUUUAAUGCCUGUGCAACGGAAAAGCAUAAGAUAAAAAUAAAGGUAUUUAAAAAUA